Messenger RNA from Mucor velutinosus, 1257 nucleotides. RefSeq lists its product as uncharacterized. The coding region runs from base 1 to 1257 and encodes 418 amino acids. The record is from RefSeq and is a predicted model, not a curated record. Gene Ontology annotation, cellular component: SAGA complex; SLIK (SAGA-like) complex; transcription factor TFIID complex. Gene Ontology annotation, biological process: DNA-templated transcription initiation; RNA polymerase II preinitiation complex assembly. Gene Ontology annotation, molecular function: TBP-class protein binding; DNA binding; protein heterodimerization activity. NCBI's taxonomy places the organism in Eukaryota, Fungi, Mucoromycota, Mucoromycetes, Mucorales, Mucoraceae. The transcript has 3 exons.
AUGUCGAAUAAUCAGCAGCAACAACAACAGCAACAACAGCAGCAAAACCACAUGAGUCAGCUGCCGCAAAUGAUUGCUCAAUAUCAGCAGAACAUCGAGUUCUUGAACAACAAUAUCGCAAUGCUACGUAGAAACAUAGAGCGAACAGACAUAUCAGAGCAGGACAAAGAACAGUAUAAAAAGCAAGAACAGGAACUCCAAUCCAAACUAGCCAUGCUUCAAACACUCAUCAGCAACCUCACUCCACAGAUGGUGGCUCAAAACUUGCAGCAACGCGUAUUGUCACAACAGAUGAACAGCAAUAACCAGCAACAGCAACAACAGACGAAUUCGCCUGCAUCCACAAAUGACAAUAUGAGCGGCACAUCAGCACCUGGAUCUCCGGCUACAUUCAAUCCUCAACAGCAACAGCAAUACAACCAAUUCAAUGCUGCAGUGGCCAACAACGUUGUCCAGCAGCAGCAACAGCAGAUGCGUACAGUACAGCAACAACAGCAGGCAUUGAAUAAGCUUGGUUUAGCUGCUCAGGCUGCCGCUGCUCAACAAUUGAACAAUGCUUCUCCGCAAGCAGGAUUUCCAUCACCCAACGUCAAAGGCAAUGUAACAGUACCAACCACUGCUGCAGCACAAGCUGCUGUUGCCGCUGCCGCCGCUGCUGCUGCUGCUGCCGUCAAGAAUAACGGCAUGUUUACAUUUCCCACGAAUACUGCACAAACACAAGCACAGGCACCUGCUACUGCUGCUGCCCCUGCCAACGUAGCUACAGCAACACCUUUGCCUGUUUCCGCCAUUACUACACCAGGUGGAAGCACUGUCAAUGUCGCCUUGCCCACACCAGCAGCUCCAGCAGCACCCAAACCAGCAUCAGCACCUUCCUUGGAUAGCGAUGGCGUUAAUCGUGUCUUGACCAAACGCAAAAUUCAAGAAUUGGUGUCUCAAAUCGAUCCUUCUGAGAGAUUAGAGCCUGAAGUUGAGGAUAUACUAUUGGAGAUUGCUGAUGAGUUUAUUGAGUCCGUUACAACAUUUGCAUGCCAAUUAGCAAAGCACCGCAAAUCAGAUACAUUGGAAGUGAAGGAUGUUCAGUUGCAUUUGGAACGUAAUUGGAAUAUUCGUAUACCUGGAUUUGCAGCCGAUGAUAUUCGACCUUUGAGAAAACCCACUAUUCCAUCAUCUCAUCAAUCUAAAGUACAGGCUGUCAAUGCUGCCAAGAGUCAAAGCUCAAAUACUUCUUCAAAGAAGGAUAGCAGCCACAAUUAA